AUGGGAUACAAUGAUGUUCAUGGAGACUUUGGUUUUGGGGAUAGGAAUGACGAUGGAGCUUCUCUUUUCGAUUUUGCGAGGUCCUUUGGGUUGGUGGUAGUUAAUUCCAGCUUUCCGAAGAAGGAGGAACAUCUGAUUACUUUCUGUAGUAGGGUUUCCAUGACCCAGAUUGACUUUUUGCUGCUUAGGAAGGGCAAUAGAGUUUUGUGCAAGGAUUGUAAGGUCAUUCAGAAUGAGAAUCUUAUGACCCAAUAUAGACUUCUGGUGAUGGAUUUUAUUUUGAAGAUAGUCAAGAAGAGGAAAGUUGGGGAGGGUCAUUCUAGAGUUAAGUGGGGUGACUUGACUCCUACAAGGGCUUUGGAGAUAGGGGCAAAGGAGAAGUACAAGGUAGCUAAGAAAGAGGCUAAGUUAGUAGUUACGGGUGCUAAGUCACCAGCUUUUGAGAGACUGUAUUGGGGAUUAGAGGAGAUAGGUAUGGAAAAGAGGUUAUUUAGGCUUGCCAAGUCUAAGAAGCAUAAGGGAUGGGAUUUGGACCGAGUGAAGUGCAUUAAGGGGAAGGAUGUUAGAGUUUUAGUGGAGGACGUUCUAAUUCUGAAAAGAUGGCAUUCGUAUUUCCAUAAGAUCUUAAACGAUGAAGUGGACCGAGGUAUUGUGUUAGGAGAGCUAGAGGACAAUGAGGAGUCUCAUGAUUUUUUAUAUUGUGAGCAUUUUAAGGUGGAAGAAGUCUGUGAGGCUAUUCGCAAGAUGCGGAGGGGCAGGGCUACGGGGCCUAAUGAGAUUUUGAUGGAUUUUUAG
Molecule: messenger RNA, 795 nt
Organism: Capsicum annuum
Lineage: Eukaryota; Viridiplantae; Streptophyta; Magnoliopsida; Solanales; Solanaceae
Exons: 2
Coding region: 1-795 (264 amino acids)
Biological process (GO): chromatin remodeling
Cellular component (GO): nucleus
Source: RefSeq, a predicted model, not a curated record